AUGACCGAGAAACUUUCCGCAGCUCUUUUACCACCGACCAGUGGACAAGUGAUAACCAUUCCAAAAGAUAUUCAGCAAUUGACAAUCAAAGAUGCCACCAUCUUCAUCGGCAAAGAACAUGCUCAUCGUUCAAUGCCUGCAUGGUGCCGAUGUUUAAUGGCAUUAGGUGUGGUGUUGGCUUUCGCGAUGGGAGCGGUGAUUAUUACGCCAACUUUUCGACAAUUCACCACAAUUGUCCUUGUUAGUCAAACGGCUGAUUCCCACAACAAUCCACUGCCCGAUCGCAGUACCACAGGUAAUCAGAAUCGUCAACUGCAACAACAACUACCCGAAUGA
Messenger RNA from Didymodactylos carnosus, 336 nucleotides. The record is from the annotation of a GenBank genome assembly. NCBI's taxonomy places the organism in Eukaryota, Metazoa, Rotifera, Eurotatoria, Philodinida, Philodinidae.